AUGCACCGCGCAUUGAUAUCUCGUCGUAUGCGGCCGGUCGUCAAGCUAAACCGCCAUAGCGACACCCCUAUCACACGGUAUACCAUCUAUUCGUUUAUUCCACACGCAAGGAAGAACCGGCCGCGCCCGACUCCGACCCCCGCCGAGAAGACCGCGCUGAGGCGCUUGCCGCUCCAGUGCACCGGGUGCGGAGCUUUUACGCAGACCGCCGACUCCACGCAGGCUGGCUACUUCAACCUCGAGCGCCGGGCUGUACGCGAAUACUUGGGGCUCGUCGAGCCGAGGAAGAAGCGAGCGAGGGAGCAGGCUGAUGUGGCUACGGCGGAGGAUCAGGUCGUAGAGGCUACCCUUGCGAAUCUUGACCCGGCGCAAUUAGAAGCACUUGGACUAUCUAGGGAAGACCUCAUUCCUGAAAGGGCUGAGCCGGAGCCCGAUACUAAAAAUGCCACAGAACCGCCGCCGCCGGUCUGCGAACGGUGUCAAGAUCUGACGCACUAUAGCAAGGGCACACCUAUUCUACAUCCCAGUGUUCACUCGAUCGCUGAAAUCAUUGAAGAAUCGCCUCAUAAAUACAACCACAUCUACCACCUCAUCGAUGCCGCGGAUUUCCCCAUGUCCUUGAUUCCCAGGCUCAACGCACUCGUUGGGGAUGUCAACCUCCGCUCGCAAAACCGACGUUCCCGAAAGGGCAAGUUUUACGGCAACCGCAGGAUCGACAUGAGCUUCAUCAUCACGCGAAGCGACCUCUUGGCCCCUCAGGAGGCCCAGGUCAACGCUCUGAUGCCUUACCUACGAGACGUUCUACGGGACGCGCUUGGCCGCGUGGGUAAGCGGGUCAGGCUCGGCAACGUCGUCUGCGUGAGCGCGAACCGUGGGUGGUGGACGACGAGCUUGAAGAAGCAAAUCUUCGAACGAGGAGGCGCUGGUUGGAUGGUGGGCAAGGCGAACGUUGGCAAGAGCAGCUUGUUCAGCGCCGUCUUUCCCAAGGGCCACAUGCGCAACGACAAGCCGGCCGGGUUACCCCUCGAUAAGACGGCCCUCCGCGAACUCAAGGCGAGCUUAGCGGAUCCCCUCGUCGAACGGCCCGAUGAGCUCGACAUUGGAGAGUGGCUACCACCAGCGAGACCCGAGACUGACUUCCCGGCCAUGCCAACCGUCUCGCAUCUACCAGGCACCACGGCGUCUCCAAUCCGUAUUCCAUUUGGUGGUGGCAAAGGAGAGUUGAUUGACUUACCUGGUAUCGCCCGCAGCGAAAUUGAAGAAUACGUGCAGCCAGAGCACCAUUCGUCUCUCGUCAUGAAGAAGCGCAUCAAGGCGGAGCAGGUGUCGAUCAAGCCUGGCCAGUCCCUGCUGCUUGGUGGCUUCAUUAGGCUCACCCCUAGGACGCCCGACCUGGUAUUCCUAGCCGCAUCCUUCACCCCGCUCGAGGCCCAUGUCACCUCGACGGCCAAAGCCAUCAGCAUCCAGAAGCAAGAGGGAGUCCUCUCUGUGGAGAGCAUCGCGACACCCGAGGCUGGCAGUAAGAUCGAACGUGCGGGCUCGUUCGAGCUAGCCUACGACGUGACCAAGCAGAGAGCCGGCCCGCUGACCCGAAAGGAUGCCUUCAAGUUUAAGCCGGAAGACUUGGCCUUUAGAGUUCUCGCCAUCGACAUCCUCGUCGAGGGCGUCGGUUGGGUGGAGAUUGCCGCCCAGGUCCGCACUAAAGAUUAUCCCUACGAGGGGCGGGAGCGUGAAGCCCCACCAGAGGAGGUGGUGAGCUCCGAGGCUGAGGAGCAGAGCGAGCCAGACCCUUGGGAGGCUCUGGAGCGCGCGACUGACAGCCGAACUAAGAAGCCGCCGCCGCCGCCGCCCGCCGAGCAAGCCACCGAGGAGCCGUCAGACAGGGCUCGUUGGCCCGUCAUCGACGUCUUCACUCCAGAGGGCCGCUUCAUCGGGUCUCGACGCCCCAUGAACGGCUAUCUCCUCAACAAGUCCCGCGCCGCGCCUGCAAAGCACCAGCGGCGAAGCAUGAAGGGUGCGAAGAAGCGAGACAAGAUGGCUGCUCGCGCGGCGCGCGCGUCCGGGCGCGAGUAA
Molecule: messenger RNA, 2073 nt
Organism: Parascedosporium putredinis
Lineage: Eukaryota; Fungi; Ascomycota; Sordariomycetes; Microascales; Microascaceae
Source: the annotation of a GenBank genome assembly